Humulus lupulus (European hop) is the source of this 3519-nucleotide messenger RNA. Its product is annotated as pentatricopeptide repeat-containing protein At4g31850, chloroplastic-like. NCBI's taxonomy places the organism in Eukaryota, Viridiplantae, Streptophyta, Magnoliopsida, Rosales, Cannabaceae. Bases 832 to 3021 code for a protein of 729 amino acids. The transcript has 7 exons. The record is from RefSeq and is a predicted model, not a curated record. Gene Ontology annotation, molecular function: protein binding.
UAACAAGUUACUUAUAGAAUUUUGUUACGUUAGUCGCAUUAAUUACUAUCAUUGAUAUGAGAUACUUUUCCAUAGCAGUUCUUAACUAUUUCAAUUAAGUGGUUCAAGAUUUGUAAGUGUUCUGUCUGCUGAGUUUAUCGGAGGGAGCUGUGCUGUGUGACUGUUGCUCUUGCUAAUAAUAUCAUUAGACAAUGAUUAUUGCUUAUUCUUCGAAUCGAUCAAAGGCCUGAACUGUUCGUAUAUGCUCCUCCUCUUCCCCGAGACACAACUCUCGAUUUGAUACCAACCUUGACUAUUAAGAAGUAUAUAUUAUAUAUAUGGCCAUUGUUGUAUUGUUGAGCUGCUUGAGCACUACACAAUGGGAAAGCGUGUUCCAACUCCACACUGCUAGUUCCCUCCAGUACCAUUAUGACUUCAUCAUCCCAUUUCAAAGAAACAACUGUAAUUUAUGGGAGACAGUGGAGCUCAAGAAUCGUAAGCCUCUUGUCAAGAUUUCACAACUUUCCUCUUUCUUAUUUUGAGAAAAAAAGAAUUAAUUUUUUUGUUUGUUAUAUAUUCAAUUUUUUUUAUAUUAUAUAAAAAAAAAAGCAGGCUAUUUAAAUUUUUAUCCAAGAAAAAAAAAACUUCAGAUAAGAGAUAUCCGAGCGAACGCCCUCGUCACCUAUCUCUCUCACUCUCACUUCAGUCGCCAUAACCACCAAGCUUUGUGGUUAACCUCUUCUGGGCAAUUUGACAAACACUAACGGGGCAUGGAAGAGAAUUUUGUUUAGUGUCUGGAAAUUGCUAUUUUUUGCUGAUUUUGUUUUGUUCGAUUGGUAUUGCUCUUCAAGUAUGUAUUAUAAUAGUGGUAGUUUCAGUUAUACUUGUGCUGCUUUUACAGAGAGUGUAAUAGUAAUAGCUACUUCUUCUAGUCAUUAUCAUAGUGUGUCAUUUAAAGGAAGAAGCUUUGGAAAUAAUGUAAAGGUUUCCUCGUACGGGCCCUUGAGAAAACAAAUGGGUCUAUGUGGGUUUGUUAUGAAAAUCCCAAAGGAAGGAGUGGAACUGAGUCUAACCAAGGAGAGGAAGAAGAAGAAAGUUUUGAAAUCUUCACAAGAGUUUAUAAGGGCUCUUAAGUCUACCAAGGACCCAUAUUCUGCAUUUUAUUAUUUCAAGGUUGUUGCUGAGCAAAGUGCCCCCUCCACUUCUAAUGUUGUUCUCACCACUAAAACUUGCAAUUACAUGCUUGAAGUUUUGAUGACUCAUAAGAGGGUGGAGGAUAUGGCUGCUGUUUUUGAUUUAAUGCAGAAGAAAAAGGUUAAACGAAGUUUGAACACUUAUCUAGCUAUUUUUGAUGGUCUUUACAUAAGGGGUGGAAUUCGACAAGCACCAAUUGCGCUUGAGAAGAUGAGAAAUGCUGGGUUCGUUUUAAAUGCGUCUUCAUUUAAUGGGCUGAUUUGUUUUCUUCUCCAGUCAGGGUUUUGUGGGGAGGCUUUGGAGGUUUACAACAGAAUGGUUAUGGAAGGGAUGAAGCCUGGCUUGAAGGUGUAUUCAGCACUGAUGGUGGCAUUUGGAAAGCAAAAGGAUACUCAAACUGUAAUGAGUUUGUUAAAAGAGAUGGAACGUUUGGGAUUGAGGCCUGAUAUUUAUACAUUUACCAUAUGCAUUAGGGUUCUUGGAAUGGCAGGGAAAAUUGAUGAGGCCUAUGAUGUAUUGAAGAGAAUGGACAAAGAGGGAUGCAAGCCAGAUGUUGUUACUUAUAAUGUUCUCAUUGAUGCUCUCUGUAAUGCAGGUAAAAUUGAUAAUGCAAAGGCAUUGUUUGUAGAUAUGAAAGCUAGCAGGCACAAACCUGAUCGUGUUACUUAUAUCACUUUGUUGGGCAAGUUAAGUGAUUGUGGAGAGGUAGAUUCUAUGAAAGAAAUUUGGGAUGAAAUGGAAGCUGAUGGUUUUGCUCCUGAUGUAGUUACAUUCACCAUUCUUAUUAAUGCUCUCUGCAAAGCAGGCAAUGUUGGCAAGGCGUUUGAUACUUUGGAUGUGAUGAAAGAGAAAGGGAUCUCACCAAAUCUUCGUACUUACAACACCUUGAUUAGGGGACUAUUAAAGGAAAGUAGUUGUGUCCCUGAUAUUUUCACAUACAACUUGUUACUUGGUGAGCAUGGGAAGUCGGGGAAAAUCAUUGGUGAGCAUGGGAAGUCAGAUAAAAUCACUAAACUAUUGGGAAUAUAUGAAGAAAUGUGUAGUGGGGGAUGCAAGCCUGACACAAUCACAUAUAACAUACUCAUUUCCAGUUUAGUGAAAUUUAGUUGUGUCGAUAAGGCUAUUGAUUUGUACUAUGAUCAUGUUGGUCGUGAUUUUUCCCCCUCUCCUCAUACGUAUGGUUCGCUCAUUGAUGGACUUUUUAAGUUAGGAAGACACGAAGAAGCAAUGCUUUUCUUCCAUGAGAUGGCAGAAUAUGGAUGCAAAGCUAAUCGUGUGAUUUUUAAUAUUCUUAUAAAUGGGUUUGGAAAAGCAGGAGACGUGGAAACUGCCUGUCAUUUGUUCAGAAGAAUGGUUAAAGAUGGAAUAAGGCCAGACCUUAAGACUUACACCGUUCUUGUGGAUUCUCUCUGUCUUUUAGGAAAUGUUGAUGAAGCUCUGUGUUACUUUGAGGAACUAAAGCAGAGUGGUCUUAGUCUUAAUAUAGUUUGUUAUAAACUUUUGAUUAAUGCACUUGGAAGAUCACUGAGGGUAGAAGAAGCUUUAUCACUCUACAAUGAAAUGCAGAGCAGAGGAAUUUGUCCUGAUCGUUACACAUACAACUCACUAAUACUCAGUCUUGGGAUGGCGGGAAUGGUGGAGCAAGCAGUUUGUAUGUAUGAAGAACUACAGCUUAAGGGUUUUGAAGCUGACGUUUUCACCUACAAUGCUCUCAUUCGAGCCUACAUCACGUCAGGGAAUACAGAUCAUGCUUUUGCAGUUUACAAGAAAAUGAUAGUUGUUGGCUGCGAUCCGAAUGUGGGAACGGUUGUACAGCUUUCUAAUCAAACUCCCAGUAUUUUUUCAUAAGACCAUCUUAGAAAAGUUUUUUCGCUUGAGGUGUCCUUUCGUUGCUCACAUAACUGAUGCAGAGGUAAAUGAGCUUUCUGGUGGAUAAACUACAGCUCAAUUUAUGCAGAGUCAAUGGAGAGAUCCAAGACUUGGAAGUCUUCCGUCUGCUGAGUUUAUCUGAGAGAGUUGUGGCUAUGUCAUUGGACAAUGACUAUUUCUCAAGACAUGGUGGCUGGGGAUUGCCUUUGAUGGUGGUUGGCGAGUAGACACAGUUUGCCCAUUGCUGUACAGUUGAGAAUCUAUUUGCCUAUUCGAAUCGGAGCCUGAACUGUUCAUAUGCUCUUCCUAUUCCCCAAGGGUGUUUUUAUACUUUUUCCUUUUGGUUAUUACAUCAAGAAGUAUAGUAGCUAUGGCCAUUAUUUGUGGCUAUAUUUUCUUUAUUAAGCCAUUGUUGUUAUUGUUGGUUUGAACAUUAUACAGAAUGAAGAUAAAUGAUUGCUAAGCAAGCUUUUACUA